This is a messenger RNA of Notothenia coriiceps (black rockcod), 2285 nucleotides long. RefSeq names its product cilia and flagella associated protein 97 (gene cfap97). The record is from RefSeq and is a predicted model, not a curated record. Gene Ontology annotation, biological process: spermatogenesis. NCBI's taxonomy places the organism in Eukaryota, Metazoa, Chordata, Actinopteri, Perciformes, Nototheniidae. The transcript is spliced from 5 exons. Bases 244 to 1464 code for a protein of 406 amino acids.
CGCUGCACGAGAGAGCAGUCGUUGCCAGGAAGUGACGUUACCUGGUUACUAGGCACCAUGUCCCGCUGACAGCAGCCAGCUGAAGCACGCUAACGAAGAUUUGUUUUUAAUGCGGUUUUGCGUUUAAUUCGUUUGUCUCCUGAUCUUUGUACACCCUCUCUAACGAGGUUAAUGCAACUGUAACACGAACCACUUUUUACCGGGCGACCCUUUAUCAGGUUCAGUUUGUUGGGGAGGACUGCCAUGUUGAGCCCCGGUGAACUAGAAGGUGAAGUGGACCAUUCGUUUUUCGACAGUGAUGGUGAAGAUACUAGUGCCAGCAAAGAUGGAGGGGAAAAGUUGGAGAAAGGCGGGAAGGCUGAAAAGGAGGUCCCACCAGCACACGAGAGGCUACAACCAAAACCAAUUGAAAAUACAAAAGGCAGCUCUCAUUUAAAGGGAGAAGAUAAAAGCAUGGAACCCAGCAUACCAUUGGAUAAAGUACUCAAUGAUGGCAGUACGCCCUCAAAAAGGCGUACAUCCCCUACUUUCAGUGAAAGCAGUGCAGGUGCAGACUCAGAGAGCUCCUCUAGAAGUAGCAGUAGGAGAAGCAGUCCAGAUUCACGCACCCUUCCCAGGCCCAACAAAACACCUGCAGUAGGUAAGACCAGAGGGGGCUCAGCAGGAUCUCGGCGUGUUCCUAUUGGCCGUACAGAGGAGUCAGAGGGUACAGUGACAAAUGUUAGCCGCCUCUCCUCUCCUGACACCAGCCCUCUCCAGUCGCUGGACCUGAAUCACACAGAGGGAAGCCUUAAAGAGCAGCGGAAGGAGAAGAGGGUGCCCUCCAGUGGCCUGAGCGACAUGCAUCAGGAGGAGGACUCAGACCAGGAUGUGGACGAGUGCUCCCUCAGGACAGAGAGCCAUCUUGAAGGUGAACUGGUCUUCCACCAUCCUGGACGGAGAAACAGGAAGAACUACUCAUUCAGCAAUGAUGAGGCUCAACGUAUAGAACGGGAGAACCAUCGUCUUCUUCGGGAGAUCUCGCGCCAUUCUCCAGCACCAAGACCAGGAAGCAGCGCGAGGAAGAAAGCCCAUCCGGCCAGCAAGUCGGCGUUUAUCCGACUCUCUCACAGCGCACUGAACAGGCAGCGGGAACAGCAGCGCAUCGAGAGGGACAACCUGGCUUUCCUGAAGAGGCUGCAGACCGCCAAGCCGACACCUGGCCUGAAACGCUCAGAACAACUGCAGGACUUCCAGCGACAAGCCGCAUACUUGGGAGCUUCAUCAUACCCAAUGUGUACGUCCACACACAAGAAAGAGAAGUCUCCCAGCAAGACGCCCUCAGUAGCUGGACCCAGGCCGGGCAGUUCGGUCCCCCACAGCUCCAGUGCAGCUUCCCCCUCACCUGACCCUGGUGAUACUCCCGUACCCCUUACAAAGAGAACGAGUGCAGCCAAACCAGAACACAGCCAUGAUGAAAAAUAAACUUGUUUUCCAGUGAUUGAUGAUGCCAUUUCAUCUGUAUUUCUUCCUUUCCCCCUUUUGUUCAUAUUUGUACAGUUUAUAAUGCACAUAAGAAUAAUUAAAUAUUUAUUUGAAAUAUCAUUUGGUGUUAUGUAUAUUGUGUGCCUUCAAAAACUAAGCUGGUUGAUCGAGCAAUUCGUUUUCAACUUUAAAUUGGGGAAUGAUGGACCAAAACAAUGAUAUUCUCUUGUUUCCUAAAACUUACCUGUACAAACUGAUCCCAUGUGGCAACAUUGAAACAAACAAUAGGUUUAUAGAUUGGUUGUUGAUGAAACUACUCCAAAUAUUUCUGGGGUACUCUUGAUGUUAUAAAAAAGUUCUAAAAAAAAUAAUGCUGUGGUACAAACCUUUCAGGUGGUUAAUAUUGUUUUCUUCUGGUGAUGUAUGAGCAUAUGUUUGUGGAUUUUGUUUUGAUGAUGGCUAAAUUGUAUUUAGCUGUUUUAUUCUCAGGGAUCUGUUAUUAUACAUGAUGGCAUACUGUCAUGGCUUAUUGAGUCACAGGGCCAUUGUUAUUGUCAUUAAUUAAGGCUGUACUUGUUCUGCUAUAUGUCAAAUGGCCUGCUCUGAAAGGUUCCUAUUUAACUGAUGGUGGGUUGCUGCAGAAACAGAACAAGCAUCACAAAUACUGGAAUAUUAGACUAAUAAAUCUUUAUUAUUAAUAAAAUAUUAGGUGAUGUUGAAUUCAUGGGUCAGAGGGGUCACAACAUAACAACACAUGGACCUCAGCAACUGAAACACUGGCUUCUGUCACACUGAAAGGCCGUCUGUGCCUUGCAGAUGGG